Molecule: messenger RNA, 531 nt
Organism: Procambarus clarkii (red swamp crayfish)
Lineage: Eukaryota; Metazoa; Arthropoda; Malacostraca; Decapoda; Cambaridae
Source: RefSeq, a predicted model, not a curated record
AUGCUGUGUGCAAAUGCAGACGGAAGUCACAGAACAAAGUCUGCCAUUGUGGGGAAGUCAAAAAACCCACGUGCUUUGAAAAAUUUAAUGAACAAGCUACCUGUGGUCUACUACAACUCUAAAACAGCUUGGUUUACUGCAGAUAUUUUUGUAGACUGGUUCAAAAAUCAUUUUUGCAAAGAAGUAAGAGAUUUUCAGAUAAGGAAGUGUGGAGUGAGACGGAAUGAUGUCAAGGCAUUACUCUUGGUUGAGAAUGCCCCAGCUCAUGUAGGGCUCGACACAUUAACGUCACAUGAUGGACGCAUCAAAUGUAUGGCCUUGCCUCCCAAUACCACCUCUCUGAUCCAGCCAAUGGAUAUGGGUGUUAUAUAUGCAAUGAAAAGGCUCUACAAACGAGCAAUGAAUAAAGAAAUCAUGGUGGUGUUUGAGUCAGAUGAAGACAAAAGACAAGGAACCGAUUUGCGAGGUCAAGCAACACUGGAACGUUACAAAAAAUACUCAAUUAAGGAAGCCAUUUACAACUGGGCUAAA